GCAGUUGCUGAGUAGAUGUGAUCUAUAAAUACGUAUACAAUCCUCUCUACUUGUGCACUUCCUACUCCACACCCUUCACUGUCAUAUAGGAUUCUUUUCAUAUAUCCUUGCAUCUUAUACUGUUAGUUGAGACUAACAUGGAUCUGUCUCAAUGUCUCCUUGCAUUUUCUUUGUUUUUCCCUUUUUUUCUCAUUGCUUACUAUCAUUUCAAAAGAUAUGGUGCAAACGCUAUUCGCCGCAAAGCCCCUCAACUUCCUGGAGCAUUGCCCUUCAUAGGCCACCUACAUCUCUUAAGGGGUCAGCAGCCCUUGGCCCGAAUUCUCGGGAACAAGGCUGAUAGGUUUGGCCCCAUUUUCUCUCUGCGGCUCGGACACCACUAUGCAGUGGUGAUUAGCAGUUGGGAGAUGGUGAAAGAGUGUUUCACCACCAAUGACAGAAAUUUUGCUACAAGGCCGACUAUGUCUGUGUCCAAAUACUUGGGAUACGAUUAUGCAGCCUUUGCGAUUUCCCCUCACGGACCCUAUUGGCGCGAUAUUCGUAAGCUUGUCAAUCUUGAGCUCUUAGCCAACCGCCAGCUCCAGAAGUUGAAGCACCAUCAAUCAUCCGAGCUCAAUAUGGGCAUAAGGGAACUGUUCUUGUUAUGCUCAGAAAAUGGUGGACUCGCUAGCCAUGUGACUAUAAGCAAGUGGAUUGAUGACUUAACUUUCAACACAACCAUAAGGAUGCUUGUUGGUAAGCGAUUUGAUUCUAGUAGCAGUCCUGAGGAUUUGCAUAUCAAAGAAGCCAUCAAAAGAGUCUUGUAUCUUGGUGGUGUAUUUGUCGUGUCCGAUUUCAUUCCAAGUCUUGAAUGGCUGGACUUGGGAGGCUAUUUAAACUCUAUGAUGCAUACUUCCAAGGAAGUCGAUGGUAUUUUGAAGAAAUGGCUCGAAGAGCAUGUCCAGAAAAGAAAAGCUUGCGGUGCUAAUGUUAUCGACACUGAUUUCAUGGACGCAAUGCUGUCAACUAUCGGCGUGGAUGACAAAUCUAUGGGAUAUGACCGUGAUACGAUUAUCAAGGCAACAAUACAGGUUAUCAUCAUGACGGGGUCAGAGAGCAUUUCUGAAACACUAAUAUGGGCGGUGUCAUUGCUACUUAACAAUCCAAACUCCCUGAAACUAGCAACAGAUGAGCUGGACCGCAAUGUGGGAAGGCAGAGAUGGGUAGCAGAGUCGGAUAUGAACAAGUUAACAUAUCUAGAAGCCAUAGUAAAGGAAACACUACGUUUGUAUCCACCAGGGCCCUUAUCAGGACCCCGAGAAGCCACGGAAGAUUGUUACAUAGGUGAGUAUUACAUACCAAAAGGCACACGUUUAGUGGUGAACUUAUGGAAACUGCAUCGGGAUCCAAGAAUGUGGUCUGAGGCUGAGCAGUUUCGUCCUGAAAGGUUUGUUGAAGAAAACAAGAAUGUGAAUCACAAGGGUCAGAAUUUCGAGUACAUUCCAUUCAGCUCGGGGAGGAGAAUGUGCCCUGCAAUGACAUAUGGGUUCGAAAUGGUCCAACUUGUAUUGGCCCGCCUGCUUCAAGCUUUUACUAUCUCAACCACCUUGGCGGUGGAUAUGGAGGAGGGUUUGGGAAUUGCAUUGCCCAAGGUGAAUCCUGUUCAAGUCGUCAUCACUCCAAGGUUGCCUUUGGAGCUCUACCACCAAAAUAUAUAAGCCUGCUUUCUUUUUUACCAGAACCAACGCUGCUAUUUAUUUCCUAGUAUUAUCUAGUACCUUUGAGGGGGAAGUAUGGUGUAAAAGAGUUGUAAAACACUCUUCAACAUACAAAAUCAGCAUUCAAUUCAUGUCAGUUUCACAUGCAAUAACACAAAGUUUUCAUCCCA
Molecule: messenger RNA, 1864 nt
Organism: Daucus carota subsp. sativus
Lineage: Eukaryota; Viridiplantae; Streptophyta; Magnoliopsida; Apiales; Apiaceae
Product: xanthotoxin 5-hydroxylase CYP82C4
Exons: 2
Coding region: 138-1694 (518 amino acids)
Biological process (GO): terpene biosynthetic process
Molecular function (GO): monooxygenase activity; heme binding; iron ion binding
Source: RefSeq, a predicted model, not a curated record